Acanthamoeba castellanii str. Neff is the source of this 2394-nucleotide messenger RNA. RefSeq names its product Sel1 repeat and Ubox domain containing protein. The coding region runs from base 1 to 2394 and encodes 797 amino acids. NCBI's taxonomy places the organism in Eukaryota, Discosea, Longamoebia, Acanthamoebidae. Gene Ontology annotation, molecular function: ubiquitin-protein transferase activity; protein binding. The record is from RefSeq and is a predicted model, not a curated record. Gene Ontology annotation, biological process: protein ubiquitination. The transcript is spliced from 7 exons.
AUGUACGCCGAAGCCGACGAUGGAAGCGAGGCGGAGGACCUGCCCGACGUGUCGCCCAUCAACUCUCCCAUCAACUCGCCGGUCAGAACCAUGUCGCAGGGCUCAAUAGCGCCUGACCACGCACACAGUGAAGAACAGUAUGGCAGCGCGAUGGAACCGCACCUGGAGCGACAGAUGACGCCAGCAGCGACGAACGGGGACACACCUAGGUCGAGCAGGUCCGAGGCGUCGGGCAUGGUGAUGGACAUGGAGCAGUACCACAACCGGAAGCGGAAGCGACUACUCGAACCGACCGGCGACAAGCACUCCUCUGCUUCUCCAUCAUCUUCUUCCUCUUCCCUUGCCUCUCCUGCAUCGUCCCCCUCGGCCAGCACUGCACAUCACCACUCGCUCAGCAGCAACAACUCGCGAGGCCAUGACCAGGCUGCGAACAAGUCUGCAGGCACCGCGCCUCCUGCCAAACGGGGCAAGUCCGUUAGCAGCAGCGCAGCCUUGACCUCGCCCCACACGUCCAGCCUCCCCUCCAGACCGCCCACCACGUGGCCCCCGCCGCCCGGCCGCAACAACAACGGGCGCCCUACGGUCCCCACACCCAAGAUCUCCCCCUCUUCAUCGCCAUCUCCUCAAGCCAAGCCGCCCACCAUCGCGUCGGCCACCGCUGUCCCUCUUGCGGCGCUCGAUACUCAAGUGCCCGAGCCAGUCGAAGAAGUAGAAGAGGCUGACGACGAUCAGCCGCACGAUGACCCGGAGCUGACCGCCGCCCUGACCGAGCUCCUCAACACGCCCAUGUUCACCACGCCGCAGCACCUCAUGUGCCCGCUCACCCUCAAGGCCAUGAACGACCCGGUCGUCACCGCCGGCGACGGCUACACCUACGAACGGGCCGCCAUCCAGGCCUGGAUCCAGCAGCGGCUGCCGGCCGACCGAGCCAGCGACGACGUGCCCGUGCCCGGCCCGCAGGGAGACCCGGUCUCGCUGGCGGGCCUGAUCCCCAGCCGCACCACCCGCGACGCGGUCGCGCGCUGGCGUCGCAGAAGGAAGGCCCUCAAGAAGACCAUCCGCCAGGGCCGCAGCGAGCCGGUGGCGGCACGCCGCCUGCGGCGCUGCCUGCGCGACGUGCGCGCCCGCGAGCUGGGCCACUUUGAGAAGGCCCAGCGGCUGAGCCAAAUCGAGGACGAGCUGCUCCGGGCGCACGACCAGGCCGAGUUGCUGGGGCGCGCGGCCGGCGAGAAGGCGGCGCUGAUCGCCCGGCAGGAGGCCAACCUGGCCGAGCACGACGCGCGUGUGGUGGAGGCCGAGGAGCAGCUGCGCGCCCUUGUGCGCCGCCUGGAGGAGCUGCGCGCGUCCCAGGAGGCCGAGCGACAGAGGCUCGAGGCACUCCAGCACGAGGCCCUCUCCAUCCAGCAGGAGACCACAGCUCUCCACCAGGAAUCCAACGCUCUCCAGCAAUCCGGAGCGGCGUUGAUGCGGGAGAGGGAGGAGACGAAGGUGGACCUGGACCGGGCGUGGGAGGAGAUCCAGGCGUGUAUUGCGCAGCUGGAGGAGGCGCGCAAGCUGAGCGUCGACCUGCAGCAGGUGGUAGACGAGCACCCCGGCACGCGAAGCCUGCGGGACAAGCUCGAAGAGUCCAACCAGGACCUCCACCGCCUCCACCACGAAAUCAACCAACUCCAGAACACCAUCGCCACCGAGCUCUGUUCUCGCGCCAGGAUGAUGGACACGGAGGAUCCGUACCGGGCAGAGAUGCUGUUGCGCGCGUGUAAUCUCGGAUCGACGGAGGCCCAGUACAAGCUGGGCAAGUACUACCUGAUCCACGAGGGCGAAGAACGGGCCAAGGCGCUGGGGUACUUCAUGCAUGUGGUGGAGUCUGGGCUGGACGAGACCGGCCGUGUUCGAUCGGGCCUGAGCGUCCAGGAGGGCGCCCUGGUCAGCAAGGCCCUGUACAACGUUGGGUGCUGCCAACGCCGCGGCGUGGGCACCCCCGUCGACUGCGCCCUCGCCUACCAUUACUUUGCCAUGGCCGCGGACAGUGGGCAUGCGGCGGCGCAGAAUAUGAUGGGCGACGCCUACAACGAGGUGGGCGGGGUGUUCCCGCGCGACGUGGAGAUGGCCUUCAAGUACUUCGAGAAGAGCUCGGCCCAGGGCGAUAAGAUGGCCACCUACAACCUGGCCAUCCUCUACCAGUCCGACGAGAUCAAGGCCAGGGACGACCGCCACGCCUUCAACCUGUUCAAGAGCCUGGCAGAGGGAGGCGAUGAGGACAGCAUGCACGAGGUGAGCCAGUGCUAUAGAGAGGGCAAGGGCGUGGCGCGAGACAUGGAGAAGGCCGAGUACUGGCUGCGCAAGAGGCAGACCGCGUUGGCGGAGAACGGAGGAUCGGCUAAGGCCGACUGA